UGACAUCCUGUCCGACUGCAGUAGGACGAAACAUCCGGUUGUGGCCUCAGGGCAUAGACAUUCAGAUGGCGCCUCACAGUGUUCAAUCGGUUACACUGCUUGUCUUUCACCUCGCAGCCUGCUCCUUCUGGAUCAAUGACAGACUCUACAGCAUGCUCCUGCUGUGUUGUGCAUAUCUGGCGCAGCUUAAGUUGCUUCCCUCCGGUUGACCCCGGUCCAAGAUCAUUCCACCGCAUUAGCCUCGCACACCACAGUGGGGCGUGGGUUACACGUGCAUGCUGUGGUUUUUUCUCCCUCAUAACUCAUCAAGAUUUUACAGGUACUGCAGUGUUUCUCGACGGCUUGUACAUAUUUUACUCUCGAAUAUCAGUUUGUAUUUGGCCCGUAGCCAACCAAAUGUCAACCUUCGUACUGGAUCCUCGCAAUGAUCCCGUUACCGUCUUUGGUGAGGAGCCAAGCCACCAAGUACACCCCCAGGACCUGGGAGAGACCCGUCUCAUGUUCAGUGAAAUGCUACAAGUUGCUAUCAAUACUAUUCUGGUGACACUUUAUUUCGUCAUGAUUCUGUUGUCUCGUUUCGCGACACGCUCCGCACCGGAUCCACUCGAUGAUACCCUCCCACCCUUGAGUGAGGAGCCAAGCCACCCAGAACUCCCUCAGGACCCAGAAGAUACACUCCUCAGUGGAAUGCGACAAGUCACAAUUACCAGUAUGUGAUAUGUAUUUCAAGUCACCACGAAUUGACUUUCCGAAGGCGUCCGUGCGACUGAUCUCACUCUUGGUCUCCGACGCAUACCAGCGGGCUUCCACGUGAUAGUACAAGCUGACGGUGCUGAAUGGCA
Suillus paluster is the source of this 842-nucleotide messenger RNA. RefSeq lists its product as uncharacterized. The transcript has 2 exons. The record is from RefSeq and is a predicted model, not a curated record. NCBI's taxonomy places the organism in Eukaryota, Fungi, Basidiomycota, Agaricomycetes, Boletales, Suillaceae. Bases 136 to 717 code for a protein of 193 amino acids.